AUGUGCAAGGUCGUGUCCUUGCCGGACUGGGAGAGCAUUUUCAGGAUGGUGCAGUGGGGGCUUCCCAUCCCUGGUUUCUGGCGGGCCCCCCCCCGCCAUGGCUGGAGGCCUGGGGUUCGAGCUGGGAAGUCGGUGCAGGUGAAGGAAGCAUUUGCCGACCCAAACUCUGCACGACGAGCUUCUCUGCAGAAAAAUCCAGCCAGCUGGCCCCAGUCUCCAGGGCAGCAACCGCCAGCUUCUCUCCUGGGAGUGACAGAGAGAGAUUGGUUGGGUUUCCUGGAGAAUUCUCACCUCUUGCCCUGGGUGAAAUCCACCCACCAGGCUGCCAGCGGCGAAGCUCCAAUUUCAGGGCCCAGUCCUGCCCAGAGAGGUGUGCUGGAGGUGGCGGCCCGUGGUGGCUUUGCCAAGGGGCGAGGGCAGGCAAUUGCCCAAGAGGAGGAGCAACUGGGGCCUAUCGGCUUUUCCUUCUGGGUCCGUGCGCAGUGCGGUGACUUUAACGCAGAGAUUAGGGAAGAGGACCGAAGCCCCCUGCCCACAUCCCCACCACUGCCUUUCUCAGUCAUUCCUGGGGGCUUCAAGCAGCUGGUGCGGAAGACUGAAAAGGAGUCAAAAGAAGUGAAGCUGAGUGAGAAAGUUACCUUAAAUUCCCAGGAAGAUCCUGUCAUUGGGCCCGUGCAGCAGUUUGUGAUCCAGGACACCGACAUUUUGGAAGUGGGCAGGGGCAUGGCCAGCAGCAAGGGGCGGCUGGUGCAGGGCAGGUUGAACGGGGAGAAGCCUGCAGGGGAAGGGGUGGCGGAGCUCAGGAGGGGCCCCCAGAGAAGGAACGCCAAGCUGUCUGGGCCUGAUCCGGUUCUGGCGCCGUGUCCCAAAGCCUUGGCUGCAGAAGCAGGCAAAGGUGCUGCAGAGUCCGGGCCUGCCACCAAAACCACGAAGGGGAGGCCACCCCAGAGCCAGCGCUUCGAAAGCCCCGCAAAGGAGAACGCCAAAGGGAGGACCGAGUGGAAGGGCCUGCUCCAGCAGGGCAAGGGGGCAGAAGGGACAGGGAAGGGGAAGGAGUCAGGGGGAGUCCGAGAGAAGGUGGGAGAGAAGAGGAAACCGACGGAAGAAGGCCACAAGAGGCCCGGAGAGAGGGAAGGGGAGGUGGCUGAAGCCAAGAAGAUGCCAGGAGAGGGGUUGGCAGUGACCAGCAGGGAAGGGGGAGAUGCCAGGCAGGAACCUGAAGGGAUCCAGCAAGCGGACCUUCCAUUUGGAGGAAGAAGGGAUCAGGGAUCCUCCACAGCAGAGGCUAAGGACAAGUUGGAAGAAACAGAAAAGGUGUUGGCGGGAGAGAGGCAAGGCGAUCCAGAAGGGACUCCUGAUUCUAGCAAGGUCCCCGAGGACGUGUGGUAUGAAACGGAGAAGGUCUGGCUGGCCCAGAAGGAUAAAUUCACUCUUGCCACUGAACUAAAGCCAGAUGUGGGGACUCUGGAGCUGCCUCCAGGAAUCGUGCGGGUUCGCGUGGACGCUGAUGGCUCCGUUGUUGAGGUGGAUGAAGAAAACGUCCAGAAAGCCAAUCCAUCCAGCCUGGACUACGCUGAGGACCUGGCGGCUCUGGUCAGCCUGAACGAGGCGAGCGUCCUCCAUGUUCUCCACCAGAGGUACCAGUCGCAGCUGCUCUACACGUACUCUGGUCCUCACCUGAUAGCCCUCAAGCCGCCUUCUCCCGUGGCCAACAGCUCCAAAAAGGCCUUCCAAGGCAGGAAGGACAAGAUGUCUCCACACAUCUUUGCCAUGGCCCAGAGAGCCUACUGGAACAUGCUGAUUCAGCGGCAGGAUCAGACCAUUGUGCCCCUGGGCAGGAGCAACACCGGAAAGACCACCUCUUGCCAGAACAUCCUGGAAUACCUUGUGGCCACUGCAGGCAGUAUGGACAACCAGGUCACAGUGGAGAAGAUCCAGGCCAUGUUCACAGUGCUCAGAGCCUUUGGAACAGUGUCCACUGGCCUUAACAAGGCCUCCACCCGCUUCUCCAUGGUCAUGGCGCUGGAUUUCAGUGCCACUGGGCGUGUAACAGCUGCUCAUCUCCAGACGAUGCUGCUCGAGCGAGCCCGCGUGGCGCAGCAGCCCGAGGGAGAAGGCACCUUCAACGUCUUCAUGCAGAUGCUGGCGGGGCUGGGCUUGGACCAGAGGUCAACGUUACAUCUGCAUCAGAUGGCGGAGAACAGCUCCUUCGGCAUCCGACCAUGCCUAAACGGAGAAGAGAAGCAGGAGGCGUCUGCUGCCUUCUCUCAGCUCCGAGCUGCCCUGGGGACCCUGGGCAUCGUGGCAGCGGAGCAGGAAGCCCUGUGGCGCGUCUUGGCUGGCAUUUAUCACCUGGGAGCUGCUGGCGCCUGCAAAGUGGGUCGGAAGCAGUUCCUGAAGUUUGAGUGGGCUGACCGUGCGGCAGAUGUCCUGGGCUGCGAGGUGGAGGAGCUGACGACAGCCGUCUUCAAGCACCACCUCCAGCGGAUUAUUGAACAGGUCACUGCUGGAGCCGGCGUGGAGCUCAAGCAAGACCAGGAACCGAUGGACGGUCCGAAGCUGACCGGGGUGGAGUGCCUGGAGGGCAUGGCUGCUGGGCUGUACGAGGAGCUGUUUGCGGCUGUCGUGACGCUGAUCAACAGGUCCUUCUCCUCGAGCCACCUCUCCACGGCCUCCCUGAUGGUGGUGGACGCCCCCGGCUUCCUCAGCCCCCGGCACCGGCAGAGCACGCGGGCAGCCACCUUCGAGGAGCUCUGCCACAACUACGGGCAGGAGCGGCUGCAGGCGCUCUUCUACAAGGCUGCCUUGGAGUCCAAAGUGGGGAGGUUCCAGGAGGAAAAUGUCGGAGUGCCUUUUGAUCUGCCCGAACUCUCACCUGCUGCCGCAGUGGCCCUCGUGGAUCAAAACCCGUCCCUGACGCCUCUCUCUUCCGGGGGCUCGUCCGAAGACCCCAAGGGGCUGCUCUGGAUCCUGGAUGAGGAGGCCCUGAUCCGAGGCUCAGAUGACGGCAGGGCCCUCGACCGCCUGUGCUUGGCCUUUGGGAAGGAAGGGGUGAGCACGGAAGAGGAAGGAGUCCUGCGCAGGUGUGAGCAGCCUCUGCAGUUCGAGGUAGCCCACUGGCUGGGCAAGGACCCCGUCCGCUAUGAUGCCACCAGCUGGGUGAAUAAGGCCAAGUGGAACCUCUCCGUGCAAAACGCCAUUCAGCUCCUUCAGCAGUCCAGGAUAGAAGCUCUGAGAAAGGUCUUCCUGCCACGCUCCGGCGUGCCUCUGGUCUGCCGGUCGGUGGCAGGCUUGGAGGGGCACUCGCAGCAAGCUUUGCAGCGUAUCGGCUGCGUGAGAAAAACGUUCACCAGCAGCUUUGCAGCCGUGAGGAAGAAGUCCGUGUGUGCCCAGAUCAAGCUUCAGCUGGAUGCUCUCAGCAAUUUGGUGAAGCGAUCUCAGAUCCACUUUCUCCACUGCCUGGACCCGGGAACGCUGGACGAGGCUCGGCCACCCACACAGACACCAUCGGAAGCCACCCCGGUGACGGUGUGGGACACUCCUGCCCUGCGCGCCCAGCUCUCUGGCAGCCUGAUCCUGGAGGCGUUGCGGCUCUACAGAGUUGGAUAUGCGGAUCGCAUGGCACUGACCCAGUUCCGGCGGCGCUUCCAGAUCUUGGCUCAGCCAGAGAUGAAGAAGUUCACCUCAGCCUACGAAGGGACAGAUGAGAAGAAGGCUCUGGAGGAACUCUUCCAGGCCCUCAAUUUGGAGAAGAAGAGCUUUGUGGUAGGCCACACUCAGGUCUUCCUGAAAACAGGCGUCCUUCCCCAGCUGGAGAAGCAGAGAGAGAAGCUGGUGUCACAGAACUUGGUCUUUCUCCAGGCAGCCUGCAAAGGGUUCCUCUCUCGUCAGAAGUUCAAGAAAUUAAAGAUCCAGGGUCUGGCUGCCCGGUGCAUCCAGAAGAACUUGGCUGUCUUCCAAGCUGUGAAGAACUGGUGGUGGUGGCAGCUGAUGUGCAGAGUCCGGCCACUCCUGACCAUCAGUGUGGCAGAAGGCCAGCUCCAAGCCAAGGAGGAGGAACUUGCCGCACUCCGAAAGAAGUUGGAAAACUCAGAAAUUUCUCGCCAGGAGCUUCGGCAGAACACCGAAUUGCUGGAGACCAAGAUCAUCGACCUCACGGCAGAGCUGUCGGACGAGCGCUUGAAAGGAGACGUCGCCUGCCAAGCACUGCAAGGGGAACGGGCUGAGAGGCUCCGGGCAUCGAAGGAGGCCAAGGAGCUGCAGAGCAAGCAGCACCAACUUCAGAAACAGCUGGAGACGGCCGAAAAGCAGCUGGAGGAAGCACAACAGCAGCUUCAGCUACACGAGACUGGUGCCAACAGCUCUGGGCAAGGGGGCGAGUGGCAGAUGCGCCUGGACUGCGCAGAGACCGAGAUUGCAUUUCUGCGGAAAAGGGUCACCCAGCUGGAAGAAAGGCUGGAGCGGGAGCAGCAGUCCAAGGCGGACUUGGAGCAAAAGUUCAGCGAGGCCCAGCAACUCUACGAGGAGGCCCGGCGGACGGCCCGGCGGCUGAAACAGAAGUGUAAGCAGCUGACGUGCGAGCUGGACGAUGCCCGGGUGCUGAUGGAGAACCAGCAAAGCCGCAACCACGAGCUGGAGAAGAAGCAGCAGAAGUUCGACAUGCAGUUGGCGCAGGCCCUGGGGGAGUCGGCCUUCGAGAAGGGCCUCCGCGAGAAAGUGGUGCAGGAGAACACCGGCCUCCAGUUCCAGCUGGGCAGGCUGCAGCAGAGCCUCGAGCAAAAAGAGUUGGAAAAGGACGACCUCAGCCGACGGGUGGCGAUGCUGAGCUCCCAAGUGGAGGAGCUCAGCUCCUCUGGCGGCCUGGAUGCCAGCACCACGGCCGCUCUGCAGAAGAAGCUGUGGGACCUCGAAUCCAGAGCCUCGGAGCAGCAGCAGGAGCUGAGCCAGCAGGCGAGCGCCGUGGAGCAGCUGGAGCAGCUUCACCUGCGACUCGAAUUGGAAAUUGAGAGGACGAAGCAGAUCCACCAGAAGGAGCUGGAGGACAAGGAGGAGGAGCUGGAGGACACCCGCAAGUCCUGCCAGAAGAGGCUUCGCCAGCUGGAGAUGCAGUGCGAACAGGAGUGUGAAGAGAAGCGGACGAUCCUGCUUGAGAAGCGGGACCUGGAGGGCCUCGUUGCCACUCUCUGUGAGCAGAUCGGCCACCGGGACUUCGACGUGGAGAAGCGACUCCGGCGCGACCUGAAAAGGACCCGCGCCUUGCUGGCAGACGUCCAGCUGCUGCUGGAGACCUCUGGGGCAGACCCGUGCCCAUCGGGAAGUCCGGAGGAGUGGGCCAAGCUUCGCGGCCAGUGGGAAGAGAGCACAGCCAGAUGUGCUGAAGCCCAGGAGUCCCAGAAGAUGCUGUCGCUUGAGGUGGAGAAUUUGCAUUCGGAGCUGGAGGCUGCCACCAGGAACAAAAACUUGGUCGACGAACAGCUGUACCAACUCCAGCAUGCGAAAGCUGACCUGCUCAAGCGCAUCGAGGAGGACCAGGAAGAUCUGAAUGAGCUGAUGGCGAAGCACAAAGCUUUGAUUGCACAGUCGGCAACUGACAUCACCCAAAUCCGAGAGCUGCAGAUGCAGCUGGAGGAGGUGAAGAGGGAGAAGCAUGCCUUGCAGGAGAAACUGCAGGCAGCUCAGGCCCGGUUGUCCUACCUGGAGCAAGCCAUGGUGGAGCGGUCCAUUGUCAGCCGCCAGGAGGCCUUGAUCUGCGACCUGGAGAACAAGAUGGAGUUCCAGAGCGUUCAGAUCAAGAGGUUUGAGGUGCUGGUGCUCCGUCUCCGGGACAGCGUGAUCAAGGUGGGCGAGGAGCUGGAGAAGGCGAGGGAAGGCGAGGCACAUGAGCGGGAGAACGCGCACUACUACCGGCUGCGGCUGGAGGAAAUGAAGGCCCAUGCAAGCGAGUUGGCGCAGAGGGAGCUGGAGGCCAGUCGCAAGCGGGUGGACCUGGAGAAGCAAGUGGAUGAGCUCUCAGCGGUGAGACAGACUUUGCAGGCGGACCUGGAGACCUCGAUCCGGCGCAUUGCGGACCUGCAGGCCGCUCUGGAGGAAGUACAAUCAAGCGAUGAGAGCGAGGCAGAGAGCAUCCAGACGGCCCGGGAUUCCCUCGGUCCACGGCAGGAGAUGGACAGUCAGUUGAGCUUGGGUUCGAGCUCAACACUGAGCUUAAAUCUGGAGUCUGAAGGAAGUGUCGGGUCAUGGCUGGAGACUCCAUCAGGCUGGACCUCCCCAUCAGCCCCCAGCCUGGCUGGAAGCACAUCUCAGCUCUCCACCGACAGCCGGAGCAUCCAAAGCUGGAGGGUGAGCAAGGAUCAAGAGAAGAGCUGGCAGCCAAUGUCAACGCUCAAUGCAAAAAGAAAGGAAUAUGGGAGAUGUGCAGGGGACUCUGCUUUCAGCAAAGCUGAAAGUCCUUCCACGGGCACUCCAAGGCGUGAAUAUGGGAAGCCCAUUUGCAAAGAUGAAUUUGACAGCACCCCCAAAUUGGAUGGUGCAUCAUCAUCGGUAAUGAGACAGGUGUCAUCUCCAGCAGCAGCUGAAGAGAAGUUUCCAAGCCCUUUAUCUCCAUCUCUGAACAGAAGAGUAUCUCCUUUGGCAGAGGACAAGCUGUCCCGCUCCUCCUCUGCGCUUUCUGAGUACGUUGAAAAGCUGCGGACAAAAAGAUUGAAAGACAAAGAGCCUUUGGAUGAGGCCUCCUCUUUGCCCAUUUACCAAACAACAGGGGCUUCCUUCCUAAGAAGAUGCAGGACUUUGAAGGACAGUGAAGAUUUUCAAAUAAACCUGGAUGACCUUGGUGCAAAUCCUGGAGUUGGCUUGGUUCGCACCUCCAGUUUGAGAAGCAUCUCAUCGGAUUGCAUGGUGCGGCCUUCCCUCUCCCCAGCUCUGAAAAGGGCCUCCAGGUUUGGCUCCUGUGACUCCCUUGUCCAGAACAUAGAUGACACUUACCCAAAACUUGGCUCUCCGAUCCUGGGCGGAGACAUAGUCAGCACAUCACGACAAAGGCCGUGGAGAAGUUGCCUGGAGCCCUCUUUGGAAGAAAGCAUGGAUUUUGGGAAAGAACCUCUGAUGUUUCAGAGCAAGAGACUGGGUGAGAUUCCAAGUGAAGGAAAGGAUCCGUUUUCUUGGAAAAUACCAACACUAAGUUACGAGCGAAAAACAGAUGCUGACUUAGACGACUUUCUCCCAGCCAUCCGAAAAGCCCAGUCCACCAGUAGCUUGUCCAGAGGUCCCAAGGAGAGGAAGGACGGACAGCGGCCCCCGAGUGUCCAUUUUGAAGACCAAGUUACCCCUCCCCGCACCUUCUUAUCUGAGAUAAAGACCGUUUUAUCUCCGCAGUCGAGAUCUAAAGAGGACCCUGGAAAUCUCUCUGACUCAUCUUCCUCCUCUGGCUCAGGGGUAUCUUUCAAAAGCGCUGACAGCAUCAAGUGUCGGCCUAAAGCUCAAAGGCAGGAAGGGGAAGGAUGUGUUGGGAAAGGAAGCACUGAAGGCACUAAAGUUGACUCCCGGUCUGAGGCUGAAGGGAAAGAAGAUGACGUAACCAGUAUCAUGAUGAAAUACCUUGGAAAACAGUAAGGGCUGCAUCAGAAGCAGCAAGAAAAGUGGAUCUGCAAGCAUGGGUUUCUUCUGUAGACAGCGGCGCCUCCCCCACUGGAGCUGCCAGAACCCUAACGCACAACCACCUGUGUGUGUGUGUGUAGGUGUGAGAGAGAGAGAGAGAGAGACUGAUGUGCAGGCCUUACUUGUCAGAAGCUGCCUGGGGAGCUCUCUUGGACUUAGGCCAAAUAAAACAUGUUGGUUCCUGG
Molecule: messenger RNA, 7838 nt
Organism: Candoia aspera
Lineage: Eukaryota; Metazoa; Chordata; Lepidosauria; Squamata; Candoiidae
Gene: MYO18B
Product: myosin XVIIIB
Exons: 44
Coding region: 1-7608 (2535 amino acids)
Biological process (GO): actomyosin structure organization
Cellular component (GO): myosin filament; unconventional myosin complex; myosin II complex
Molecular function (GO): ATP binding; actin filament binding; cytoskeletal motor activity
Source: RefSeq, a predicted model, not a curated record